AUAUUUGUUUUCGUCGCCAUCUUGGAUGUUGAGAGGUGUUGCAUCGAUGAUGGCCUGUCUACAUUGAACUGAUUUUAAAGAUGUGUGGACUUCUUUAUAUUCUGUCAUCUUGACAAUACCUUCCAGAUUGUGAUUAUUUAGCUACGCGAUUCAUCAAAAAUGGAUAAGCUCAAGAAAGAGAGGAUUCGAAAAGUGAAUCCUGUGUCACAAAAAGUCAAACUCUUCCGAGCAUCAGAGCCUCUACUAAGUGUCUUCAUGUGGGGGAUUAACCAUACGAUAAAUGGCUUGAACCAUGUGAACCUUCCUGUGAUGUUAAUGCCUGACGAUUUCAAGGCGUUCAGUAAAAUACGAGUGGACAAUCAUUCUUACAACAAAGAAAGUAUGCCAAGUCAUUUCAAAGUAAAGGAAUACUGCCCAGUUGUGUUCAGGAACCUUCGAGAGAGAUUUGGAAUUGAUGACCAAGAUUACAUGAAUUCCUUAACCAAGCAGGCAGUUGAUGUGGACUCCCCAGGUAGGAGUGGGGCCCGUAUGUUGAUGUCUCAGGAUAAAAAGUUCUUUGUGAAAACACUAGUCAGUGAGGAAGUGGAGCAGAUGCAUCAUCUACUCAAACAGUACCACCAGUACAUUGUAGAGACUCAUGCCCAGACUUUACUGCCUCAAUACCUCGGCAUGUACCGGAUCACUGUCAAUGAUGUUGAGACCUACCUGAUUGUGAUGAGGAAUGUGUUCAGUCCCCGGCUGGUCAUCCACAAGAAAUAUGACCUCAAGGGAUCAACAGUUGACCGUCAUGCCAGUGAUAAGGAAAAGGCGAAAGACUUACCUACGUUUAAGGAUAAUGACUUUAUUAGUGAUGGCCUAUCACUAAAGAUUGGGAUGGGUGCUAAGGACAAGCUGAUGGCUACACUUACCAAGGAUGCAGAGUUCCUGGCCAGCCUCCAUCUGAUGGACUACAGUCUUAUUGUGGGAAUCAACGACUGUGAGCGAGCCGACCGUGAGGCCACAGAGGCUCUUGUACAGGAGGAACCAGAGGAGGAAGAAGAGGAUGAAAAUGAUACAGAGAAUGGGAUUUUAGAGGAUGACGAGUAUGAUUAUGGAGGCGUGCCAACUCCACCAGAUAGUCCCCAACCUUUGGUCACGCCCCCAUUUGCAGGAGAACUGGACAGUAACCUGGAGAGAUUUGGUAUAAAGAGUAGGGAGGAUGCACCCAAGAAGGAGAUAUACUUUUUAGCAAUGAUAGACAUUUUGACUAAGUACGGAGUGAAGAAGAGGACCGCGCAGGCUGCAAAGACCAUGAAGCAUGGAGCUGGGGCGGAAAUCUCCACCGUCAAACCAGAACAAUACGCAAAGCGAUUUCUUGACUUUAUCAGCAAGUGUCUAGACUAAAUUGCCCUUUGCAUGAGAAGAAGACAUACACCUGAUAAGGAAAGUGAUUUCUAAAGAAGAAAAUACCCCUUAAGAUGUACUUCCUCAAGACUUUUUAAUGGUUUUUAAGCACUAUGUCUCUAACUUUAGUUCAAACUUUUUCUCUUAUUCUUUUGUACAUUUGAUGUGAAGAAAGAUUCAUUAUUGAGCAAAAUUCAAAUUUGAACAAGGGUGAUAAUUUCAAGGGGAAAAAAAUACUUAAAAUUGAGAAAGCACCAGCUUAAAAUUUGGUAUCGAUAUUUUCAUAUUUGGUAUUGAAAUUUCCAAUGAUUAUGUAUGUAAAGAUACCAAUCUUCAAGGUGAACUUAUGUUGUGGUGCUUUGUCUGUUGUCAGUCAGUUGGCAGUUGUCUGUUGUCAGUCAGUUGUAUUCUGUCAACGUUGUCAGUUGUCUGUCAGUGUUUGCAUUCAACAAUAUCUCCCAAUCUGCCGUAAGGACCAACAGCUCUACUAAACAAGAGAAUAACAUUCCUCGGUUUCUUCUCCCAAAUUACAGACAGAUUUCAACAUAAAAGGUUCACCACUGAAAUAGCCAGGUGAGAAAUUCAAGGCCGUAUUGUCUCUAGCGUAAUUGUUUAUAAUAAUCUUUCUUUGCCUCAGUGUUGUAAGAAUAUUAGGACACACUGUUUAUAUAAUCCAUUCACAGUAACUUGCUUAGUCUGAAAAUGUGAUAUAUUAUUGGAUAGGUAUUUUGGAACUUGUAAAUCAUUCAGUAGUUUCACCGACCCAUCUGCAGCUUUCUUUGCCACCGACAAUGUUAUGUACUGGUGGUGUCUUCACUUGUCCAAUUCUCACCGUGAAUAUAAAUGGCUAAAUAUAUGUAACAGAUGUCAUUAAAUACUCGCUGAUACUUGCAAAGGAAUCGCUUUGACCCCUGGGAAACAUGGUACGAGUUCUUUCCUGGAGGGGGAGUAUGUCACCCUGGUAAAAUACUAACAGCUUCCUAUCGACUCGGCUAGGGAGAACUUUUUUUUAGCUCAUUCGGUAGAGCAUAAGACCAGUAAGCUAGAGGUCUCAGAUUCAACUCCUAGCAGAGGCAUUGAAAUAAUAAUGACUUCUGUUACAUAUAUGACUCACUUAGUCAAACGCAUUACCUGCUUCUCACUGUGGCAGAAGACAAGGGAAGUAACUCUCGCCAUACAAUGUUGGUACAGUGUCCAAACAGACAGAGAAGGGGUAAACAACUACUAUGUUUCCAGUGGUGAUAAAGUAGGGAUCUAUACCUGUUAAAUAUAGUCAUUUAUUGAGGUUUUGUUGGUAGCUACAGUGACUACCUUCACAGCGUAAACAAUGUAGCUAUGAGUGAAAAAGUGCUUCAGGAAUCAAAAGACCAUGUACAAUGUAUCUAUAGAAAGCUGAUUUAGUGCCUGGGAGGUUUUAGUACAGUUGAUUUUUGUUUUUAUUUGCAACCUGACAAAAUAUGUCAUUUUUAUCUUAAGCCAUGUUUGCCAAUUUUUAAAAGUUGUCAUUAUAUUUAUAGGUAAUUUAAGCUUGCAAAAGGGUCGACAGGUAUUAUAUAAGGAUAGAAUAUGUACUAGUGGCAUUAUUUUGUGAGCAAUUCAUUCUGUGUUUUAAAACAGGCAGUCAUACAAAUGAUGCUGUCUAUUGAACAUUAGAUUAUCAACAUUUAAACCAGUAUUUACAUAGGAAGGUAUGGAUAGCAGACAUUAACCUAUUAUUUCAAUGUUGAAGUUACAAUGUAAUCAGUAUUAAAAGAAUUCUUUGAUGGGAACACCAGUGUAUAGCUUUGAUGGGAACACAGUGUAUAGCUGAAAGGGGAGGGUAAAACAGAGUUUUGUUAAAGCCAUGUCCUCAAAGGCAACAGUAAUGCAAGCAGCAUCAUAUAAUACUUAUAUCAGUAGUAAUGACUUAAGUCAUUGUGUUUGUGAAUACUCAUGAUACAUAAUAGAACUAUAACAGUUGACCCCACUAAAUUGAUUUCUUAAGGAAAGAGGAGGAUCCAACGAUUUUCACACAGUGAAUAAUAUUUUUAGACAAUUUUUUGUCUGAAUAAUUUAUGACAAGUUAUUGUGAAAAAUAUAAAUGAUGAUAAUACAACAAAUUGAGCAUUUUUGUAUUGGCCUGCCCUAGGUCAAUAUUUGCUAACUCUUUCAUUAAGUAAAGUCAUGUAUCAACCGCAUCAAAAUGUUGAAGAUGUAUGAUACAUUUCUGAUAUUAGGAAAUAAUAUAAGGAAAUUAUUGUGUUCAAUCCUGAGAUUAAAAGUUUGAAAUUGAACAUUCAAACAUUAGUAUGUGUUCAGAAAAGCAUAAGUAGGCGUACUUAUCUUAUUGUUGUAGUGUGGAUGAUAAAAACAAUGUGUUAUAUUAUUUUAUUAGGAAAAACUAUUAUAAUGAAGUAAGCAUUAAUUAGAGGGAGUCAGGACUCGGAAAUAAUUAUUUUAGCUGUACAUCCAUGAAAAAUUAGCUGUUUGUUGGAUAGCUAGAUAACUUGGGAAAAUGAUUUAACUCAGAAAAAGACCAAACUCUUCCAAACAUUUGUCUGACAGUGGUACAAUUGAAUUAAUGGAUAAACAAGACUUGUCUUAACACUUUCACCCCUAGAUAACUUUAGUGGACUCUACCGUACAUUGAUCUGGAUGAGCCCAUUAUGGUCUACAGUGGAGAAAGGGUUAAACCAAGUAUAUGUUUAAUAUGGAGGCAUUUAUUGACACUUUUUCUGUUUCAAAAUUACAUGUUGAUUAUAUAUCAUGAAUGUGGUUUAUAUUGGCAAUGAAGAAAUUCUAAGGUACAUGGAUGGUGUUUUAAUUGCUCGGUUGGAGAACUUUCUGUAUAUGAUAUAACUUCAGGCUUUAAUAGUGUCUAAGUUCUACUGUCAGUCCUAUUAUUCCAUUGUAAUUGCACAAUUUGUUAUGUCAUAGUAUUAUUGUCAUGAGUAUUUCAACCAUAUACCUUGUGUAAAAGUGACGGUCCUGUUUCAUGUACGUGUAAAUGAAAUCAAUAUAUAACCUUUUAUGAAAUCAACUAUUACACGAACUAUGUAGUAAUCAGCGUGUGAUGUAGUGAUCUUUGUUCGUAUGCCUGGAUAGGUUUUGUUACUAAUGUCCUGUCAUGUCCAUUCCGUCAGUAGCGACCUAUUUUAAUAAAAAUAAUAUUGAUAAAAUAUUAUAUAAAGGUCGAGAGAAUACCUUGAAUGAGAUUGUCUUUUCUAAGGUCAAGGCCAAGGUCAUUGUAAUUAUACAUGUUAAACCAAUUCAUUGACAUCACUCUAGCAACAUGCUGUGUAUCAGGAAAUUUUGCCCCUUUUAAUUUCUCUUGCCUUUUUCGCCCUCCCUAAUAAAACCUAACUUAUCAUUACAGUGCAAAAAAAUGGUGAUAAGCGAUAUAAAAAAAUAGUUAUCAAAUGUUAAGGCAAAAUUAACAAUAAAUGUUAUUACCCAAU
This is a messenger RNA of Mizuhopecten yessoensis (Yesso scallop), 4820 nucleotides long. Its product is annotated as phosphatidylinositol 5-phosphate 4-kinase type-2 beta-like. Bases 160 to 1383 code for a protein of 407 amino acids. NCBI's taxonomy places the organism in Eukaryota, Metazoa, Mollusca, Bivalvia, Pectinida, Pectinidae. The record is from RefSeq and is a predicted model, not a curated record. The transcript has 9 exons. Gene Ontology annotation, molecular function: phosphatidylinositol kinase activity. Gene Ontology annotation, biological process: phosphatidylinositol metabolic process.